AUGCCCUUUUGUAAAGUGCAUGACAUAGUAGUAGCUGAUGAAGUGGGGCCCAAUGAGGUUGCUGACAUGGCACCACAAGUUACAGCUCGUCUCCUUGUCUCAUCUGAUCAAAUCGGAUGUGUUAUUGGAAAAGGUGGACAAGUAGUUCAAACUAUAAGGACAGAAACCAGUGCUCAGAUUCGUAUUAUGAAGGAUAAUCAUUUGCCUACUUGUGCAUUAAGCAAUGAUGAACUCAUACAAAUAUCUGGUGAAGCUUCUGUUGUUAGAAAAGCAUUAUUUUAA
Molecule: messenger RNA, 282 nt
Organism: Lactuca virosa
Lineage: Eukaryota; Viridiplantae; Streptophyta; Magnoliopsida; Asterales; Asteraceae
Source: the annotation of a GenBank genome assembly